This is a messenger RNA of Solanum pennellii, 6046 nucleotides long. RefSeq names its product anaphase-promoting complex subunit 1. Gene Ontology annotation, molecular function: molecular adaptor activity. Bases 405 to 5888 code for a protein of 1827 amino acids. Gene Ontology annotation, biological process: anaphase-promoting complex-dependent catabolic process; protein K11-linked ubiquitination; metaphase/anaphase transition of mitotic cell cycle. Lineage: Eukaryota; Viridiplantae; Streptophyta; Magnoliopsida; Solanales; Solanaceae. The transcript is spliced from 36 exons. The record is from RefSeq and is a predicted model, not a curated record. Gene Ontology annotation, cellular component: anaphase-promoting complex.
AUUAACUCGUCUUGACUACCAAAAAUAAAUAAAUUAAAAGAUAUCUUCAAUAUAUUUUCCCUCCCUUUUUGUCUUUCAUAUUUCAUUUUACUUUUGCCUGGAAAUUAUCACUGGAAUUUUAGGGCGAUAGCGGCGCAGGGUGCAGACUGCCGACUGGUUUCACAGUGCUUUUUAAGAGCUGACACGGUGGUGGACUACUCAACAAGGGCGAAACCCUAUAACUUUGGUGUGUUUCACGCUGAAAAAAUCCUCUGUCCAUCACUGUGGAAGAAACCAUCCGAGACAACAUCAUAGCCACUUGAUUCAACACAAACCAAGAAAUAGAAAAGAAAAAGAGUCGGCAGAGACCAAUUGAGAAUACUUUCUGGGUAUUCAUUCAUUCCCAAGGCUAUUUGGCUCCGAAAAUGUCUAUUGGUGCUCGUGAACUUACCAUUCUGGGUGACUUCAAGCCCUUUGGCUUGAUUGCGGAAGCUCUUGAUGGCAAACCCUCCGAUACUUGUGUGGAUGAUUAUCGUUACUUCCUCUUCAGUCCAGAAGUGACCAAACAAAGAGAUGAAGCGGAUGAACUCGAUUUGCCAUCUCCAAGUGACCGGAGCGAUCACGAGCUAUUUAUAAGAGGGAACAAGAUUAUAUGGAGCAUAGGUUCACGAGUCUAUAAGAGGUUCACAUCACCCUCCACAGUGAUAAAGGCAUGUUGGUGUCGGAUGGGCGAUACUUCAGACACUGUUCUGUGCAUUCUACAGAGUGAUAGUUUGUCAAUUUAUGACACAUCAGGUGAAGUAACAUCUGUUCCUCUUCCUCGUAGCAUCACCUCCAUAUGGCCUCUUCCAUAUGGUUUACUCCUCCAACAGGCACCUGAAGGGAGUUCGCAAUCACAUAUCCAUUUUUCGUCUUUGAGCCCACUUUUAAGUGCUCGUAAUACAAUCCGUUCAAAAAGGGAUGUUAGUACUCAGCAGAAUUAUACUGCUGUACAUGGUUUAGAUUUUACUAUCAGGGGAGAUGGGUCUUCAAUGUCCUCACAUCUGAUAUUAAAGGAUCCACUGGAAGAACCUCAGCCAACCUAUAUUGAGGAGAGGGGGAAAUUGAACUUUAACAAAGAAGUUGAUGAAAGGACCAUUUGGACUGGAGAUUGUGUACCCCUGAUGGCGUCAUACAACAAAGCUAAGCUCCAGCAUUCUUUAUGGGUUGUUGAAACCAUCAACUCUAACAUUGAAAUGGGAAAUUCUAGAUUUCCUGAUGUUCCCCUUGGAGUGCUAACGAAGCAAUUUUCAUUCCGGAGGAUAUGGCAAGGAAAGGGUUCACAAACAGCUGCUAGUAAGGUGUUUCUAGCAACUGAUGAUGAUGCAUCACCCAUUAUUUGCUUACUACUCCAAGAGCAAAAAAAGUUGUUGUCUCUGCGGCUUCAGACUGUAGAAAUAAAUACCGAAGUUAUCUAUGACAUUAAGCCUGACAUGAGUUGGAGCAUUCCAGCAAUUUCUGCAGCACCAGUUGUUGUCACUCGACCAGGAGUUAAAGUGGCCGGACUUCCAUUUGUGGACAUUGUCGUGCUGACAUCAGAAAACACUCUUCUUCUAUAUUGCGGGAAGCAAUGCCUUUGUGAGUUCAAGUUGUCUCACCUUGGCAAAGAUCAGGUUUUGCAUGAUCCUAAAAUUGUUGGGUUAGCAGAUGCUGUUGAGGAGCGUAUCAAUGUAAUUGUGAACAGUGGACGGAUUUACCGAUGUACUUGGCGACGCAAUCCAUCAUCGUCCUUGGCAAAUGAUUGUAUCACUGCAAUGGCUGAGGGGCUGAACUCUACGUUGUAUAAUCACUUUCUUGUUCUCCUUUGGCGCAAUGGAGAUCAAACAUAUCUGAGUGGGGCGGAUAUGACUGCUGAUUCUGAGUGGGAAUCCUUUCAAAGCGUAAUUAAACAAAUAUGCAAAGAGUCUGGUCAUACUUCUGAAAAACUUUCAGAUUCUGUUUCAUGCUCUUCAUGGGAGUUUCUUAUUAAUAGCAGAUAUCACAAGCAAUAUAGCAAAAGUUAUCCUAUAACUGGACUUUCAGAAACUUCAAUUGAUCAGCAGGGAUUGUAUUCACCUGGACUAUCCAUGGGUACAUCAGAUAGUAGUGGAAGCUCGUUGUGUGCUGAAUUAGUGACUGAGACCCUAGAUACACUGCAUACUGUAUACGAAAGUUUGAAACUAGACAAUCUUCGUAAACGAGAUUUGGGUCUUCUGGUGGUUCUAUUAUGUGAUAUUGCAGCUUUCCUGAGCGAAGAUUGCUACUUGGAUCAUUACAUACGCGACUUUCCUUGCCUCUCAAAACGCCAUGAAGUAUCUCUGACCUCAUCCUCCAAGAGAACUCCUCCUAGUUUAUUCAGGUGGCUUGAGUCCUGCCUGAAGCAUGGGUACAGUUCUGCUAGUAUUAGUCAUCUCCCAUCUUUGAUCUUCAGAGAUGGAAGUUCUGUUGUCAACUGGGGACGGAAAAUUGUAUCAUUCUAUAGCCUGUUAUGUGGUGCUGAACUAUUGGGGAAGAGGCUAUCUUCUGGUGUUUCUUGUGCUAUUGCAUCUGGAUCGUUUAAUACUCCGGAGGAAGUAACUGUCUUGUCAAUGGUUGGAGAAAGAGUAGGUCUACAACAGUUAGACUUGUUACCUGCUGGAGUCUCUCUUCCUCUGCGAGAUGCAUUGGAUAAAUGCCGUGAUUCUCCUCCAAUAGAUUGGCCUGCUGCUGCAUAUGUUCUUCUUGGUCGGGAGGAUUUGGCUUUCUCACGUUUAGCAUAUUCAAGAAAAUCUGUGGAGCUUGAGCCCCAUAUGAAUGUAAAUAUGACAUGUAUGUCCGCUCCUUACAUGUUGAACCUCCAUCCGGUGACAAUUCCUUCCUCAAUAUCUGACACAGUACAGUCAGAGGAUAACAAGCUAGAGGAUGUAGAUUCUGUUGAGGGAUAUGUGGCUGAUGGUAUGGAGCAUAUUUUUAACUCCGGCAUCCAGUUGCGUUAUGGUCGCGAUCUGCGAUUGAAUGAGGUUAGACGUCUUCUAUGCUCUGCUAGGCCUGUUGUUAUUCAAACACCUGUUAAUCCAAGUGCAUCAGAUCAGGACCUCCAACAGGCUCAAUUAUGGCAGCUUGCUCAAAGGACUACGGCCCUUCCCUUUGGCCGUGGUGCAUUUACACUUGCUACAACCUGCACUCUCUUAACGGAGGCACUCACGGUUCCCAAGCUUAUCUUGGCAGGUCGGCUGCCUGCGCAGCAAAAUGCAACAGUUAACUUAGAUCCAAAUGUUAGGAAUGUUCAAGAACUCAAAUCUUGGCCCGAGUUUCACAAUGCAGUUGCUGCUGGAUUAAGGCUUGCUCCACCUCAGGGAAAGAUGUCAAGAACAUGGAUAUUGUAUAACAAACCUGAAGAGCCCAGUGUAGUUCAUGCUGGACUACUACUUGCUUUAGGAUUACAUGGACAUCUUCGCGUCUUAACUAUAACAGAUAUAUAUCAAUAUUAUUCUCAGGAACAUGAAAGUACAACUGUUGGAUUGAUGCUUGGCCUUGCAGCAUCAUACAGGGGAACUAUGCAGCCAGCAAUCUCAAAGUCUCUCUAUGUUCAUAUACCAUCCCGUCAUCCGUCUUCCUUCCCGGAAUUGGAAUUGCCAACCCUGUUGCAGUCAGCAGCUCUCCUUUCUGUUGGGCUUCUAUAUGAGGGAUCUGCACAUCCCCAAACAAUGCAAAUUCUUCUGGGUGAAAUAGGCCGUAGAAGUGGAGGAGAUAAUGUACUUGAAAGGGAGGGAUAUGCAGUUGCAGCUGGGUUCUCACUGGGAUUGGUUGCCUUGGGUCGUGGAGAAGAUGCUCCUGGCUUUGUGGACGCUUUGGUUGAUCGGUUAUUCCUGUACAUUGGCGGCAAGGAGCCUCAAAACGAGAGGUCCCAUCUUUUUGUUCCAUCUAUUGAUGAACUCAAUCGGAGUGCGGGGCAGAUAAUGGAUGGUACUGCAGUUAAUGUUGAUGUUACUGCACCUGGAGCCACCAUUGCCCUUGCUCUUAUGUUUUUGAAGACAGAGUCAGAGUUGGUCUAUUCUAGGUUAUCUGUCCCGCAGACACAUUUUGAUUUACACUAUGUUCGACCUGAUUUUAUAAUGCUCCGUGUCAUUGCUCGGAAUAUGAUAAUGUGGAGCAGAGUUCAUGCAUCUGAAGAAUGGAUUCAAUCUCAAAUUCCGGAGGUUAUUCAAAAUGGUGUUAAAGGCCUUGGUGAUACCAUGAGUGACACAGAUGAGAUGAAUUCUGAUGCAUUUGUUCAAGCAUAUGUUCACAUAGUGGUUGGAGCCUGCAUUUCUCUUGGGUUAAGAUAUGCUGGUAGUAGGGAUGGCAAUUUACAAGAGCUGCUCUACAAAUAUGCACUAUACUUCCUUAAUGAGAUAAAACCUGUAUCUGUCUCAAGUGUGGCAUUUCCAAAAGGACUGUCUAGAUAUAUUGAUCGUGGCUCACUGGAGACAUGUCUUCACCUAAUUGUUCUCUCUCUAUGUGUGGUAAGUAUAUAUCUGCACAAGCACAAAUUGUUUAAAUUUAUGGUUAGGAUUCAUUCAGAAAUUCUACUUGUGCAGGUCAUGGCAGGGUCUGGACACCUACAAACAUUCAAGUUGUUAAAAUAUUUGCGUGGUCGAAAUUCAGCAGAUGGGCACUUGAGCUUCGGUAAUCAGAUGGCUGUAAGCUUAGCCAUUGGCUUCUUGUUUAUUGGGGGUGGAAUGCAGACUUUCUCGACUAGCAAGAGUUCUAUUGCUGCUUUACUAAUAACACUAUAUCCGCGAUUACCGACUGGACCUAAUGACAAUCGGUGCCACCUUCAGGCUUUUCGGCAUUUGUAUGUUCUUGCAACAGAAGCUCGCUGGGUUCAGACAGUUGAUGUUGACAGUGGUUUACCUGUCUAUUGUCCAUUAGAAGUUACUGUUCGAGAGACAGAACACUAUGCAGAAACGAGUUUUUAUGAGGUUACCCCGUGCAUUCUUCCAGAACGUGCUGUUUUGAAGGCUGUUCGUGUCUGCGGCCCUCGAUACUGGUCUCAAGUCAUCAAUCACAUUCCUGAGGAAAAACCGUGGAGCUCAGGGGACAAGGGUGAUGCGCUUAGUUCUGGUAUCCUCUAUGUCAAGAGAAAGGUUGGAGCAUGUUCCUAUGUGGAUGAUCCUGCCGGGUGUCAGUCACUGCUGUCGCGAGCAAUGCACAAGGUGUUUGGCUUGACACGUCUGAGAGCUUCAGCAGCAAGUAAAGAUUGUCAAGAUGGUGACAUGGUAGAUCAGUUGAUCGGUACUUUCUCGUCGAACCCAAGCUUAAUUUCGUUUGCCCAGCUCUGCUGUGACCCUAACUGGAAUAGCAGAUCUGACAUUGACUUCCAAGAAUUUUGCUUACAAGUGUUAUUUGAGUGUGUAAGCAAGGACAGGCCAGCCCUAUUGCAGGUUUACCUGUCAUUAUACACAACUAUUGGUUCCAUGGUUGAUCGGGUUACUAGUGAUUCCAGCAAUUUACAGGACACUCUCUUCAUCUCAAGUCUGAAGAUAGCGCUGGCCUACAAUAAUAGUUUGCUAAAUAAAAGAUCAACAAGUUCAAAGGAGGGAAUCGUACAAUUGACUUUUCUUGGUUCAGUCCAGAAGCGUGUGGAGGAGAUUCUUAGUUCAUCUCUGGAAUUUCAGAAGGAUUUUUGUGAGUACAUGAAAUAUGGAAGAUGGCCAACUGAAGAUUAUGGAAGAAGGGCCUCAACUCUUCUUUCUUGGUAUGUACAAUGGUACAAUGUGCCAUCACCUUUCCAAGUUAAAAGAGCUUUGGACAAAAUCAAGGAAAUUAACACAUCCUCUUCAGUCCCUCUUUUACAUUUGCUGUUCCCUACAACUGAUGUUGCUGCCCUCUAUGAGAUCAACAGAAUAGGAUUUUGCUCCAGGGGAUGAGAUUUGAAUAUCCUUCUCUAAAUUUUAUUGUUGUUGUAACUAGCAAGUCUCUGUAUAUUCUUAAUUAUUAAUUUAUAAUGUUAGUAUUGAGUUACAGAAGGAUAAUUGAGGUUUUUUUGGUAGGAUAUACAACCCCAAUUCAUUUUAGCUAUUAUGAA